Cicer arietinum (chickpea) is the source of this 1799-nucleotide messenger RNA. Its product is annotated as protein NRT1/ PTR FAMILY 5.2-like. Gene Ontology annotation, cellular component: membrane. The record is from RefSeq and is a predicted model, not a curated record. Gene Ontology annotation, molecular function: dipeptide transmembrane transporter activity; tripeptide transmembrane transporter activity. Gene Ontology annotation, biological process: dipeptide transport; transmembrane transport. NCBI's taxonomy places the organism in Eukaryota, Viridiplantae, Streptophyta, Magnoliopsida, Fabales, Fabaceae.
AUGGAAAUGGAAGAAGGUAGGAAUACAAAUGAGUACACACAAGAUGGAAGUGUGGAUCUUACUGGAAAAUCAAUUCUUAGAUCCAAUAUAGGUGGUUGGAAAGCUUGCUCAUUCCUAGUUGUGUAUGGAAUAUUUGAAAGAAUGGCUUUCUAUGGGAUAUCAUCAAAUUUAUUUGUAUAUUUGACAAAGAAACUUCACCAAGGAACUGUUACCUCUUCAAACAAUGUCACCAAUUGGAUUGGCACCAUUUUCAUUACUCCAAUAUUAGGAGCUUACAUUGCUGAUGAUCACCUUGGCCGCUAUUGGACUUUUGUCAUUUCCUCCCUUAUCUAUUUAUCCGGAAUGUGUCUGCUAACACUAACUGUUUCCCUUCCAAGCUUAAAGCCACCUGAAUGUCAUGAAACAGAUGUUACAAAAUGCAAGGAAGCUUCAACACAACAGCUAGUUGUAUUCUAUGUUGCACUCUACACUCUAGCAGUGGGAACAGGUGGAACCAAACCCAACAUUUCAACCAUUGGUGCUGACCAAUUUGAUGAUUUUGAUCCUAAAGAAAAGACACUUAAGCUUUCAUUCUUUAAUUGGUGGAUGUCUUGCUUUGUCAUUGGAUCUUUGUUUGCAUUUACAGUUAUAGUUUAUAUUCAAGAUAAUGUUGGAUGGACUCUUGGUUAUGCUUUUCCAACUAUUGGAUUUGCAAUAUCAAUCAUCACAUUCUUGGCAGGCACACCUUUCUAUAGACAUAAAUUGAUCAAAGGAAGUCCUUUUACUAGCAUGGCUAAGGUCUUUUUUGCAGCUCUAAGAAAAUGGAAGGUAGUUGUUCCUAAUGACCCUAAAGAACUUUAUGAGCUUAGUUUGGAACAGUAUGCAAAGAAAGGGAAAAUCAAGAUUGAACUGACUCAAACAUUCAGAUUCCUUAAUAAGGCAUGUGUGGAAAGUGGUUCAAGUACUUGUAGUGAAUGGAUGCUAUGCACAAUAACACAAGUAGAAGAGACCAAACAAAUCCUUAGCUUAAUCCCUAUUUGGGUUGCAACCUUUAUUCCAAGUGCAAUGAUUGCUCAAAUAAAUACCCUUUUUGUGAAGCAAGGAACUACUCUUGAUAGAUCCAUUGGUAACUUCAAUAUUCCUCCUUCAAGUUUAGCUGCAUUUACAGUUUUGACCAUGAUCAUCACAUACAUACUCUAUGAAAGUUUCUUUGUCAAGAUUAUGCAAAAGUUGACUAACAAUCCAAGAGGAAUCACUCUCCUUCAAAGAAUAAGCAUAGGAUUCAUAAUCCACAUUUUGAUAAUGAUAAUUGCAUAUUUAACUGAAAAACAUAGACUUAAUGUUGCAAAAGAACAUGGUGUAGUCGAAAACAAAAGGUUGGUUCCAUUGAGCAUAUUCAUUUUAGCUCCUCAAUUUAUACUUAUGGGAAUGGCGGAAGCCCUUUUAGAGGCCGCGAAAAUUGAGUUUUUCUAUGAUCAAGCACCAGAAAGUAUGAAGAGUCUCGGAACUUCGUAUUCGUUGACUACUACUGGCAUUGGUAGCUUUUUAAGCACUUUUCUUCUCUCAAUAGUUUCACACAUCACUGAGGAACAUGGUCACCAUCAAGGGUGGAUAAAGAACAACUUGAAUGCUUCUCAUCUUGAUUAUUACUAUGGAUUUUUGGCAAUACUAAAUAUCAUGAACUUUAUGUUCUUUAUGGUUGUUUCAAAGUCCUAUGUAUAUAGAGCUGAAGUUUCAGAUUCUUUGAAAGUGAUUCAAACAAAAUUGACAGAGAAGAUAGGUUCAAAGUAAAAUCAAGUGAAUUUAAAUUGAUUAGAAAA